AUGGAUCCUGAAGGAACAAAGUUUGGACAAGGACCAAAAGAGCUGACCGGUGCUGUAGAUCUCAUAAGUCACUACAAGUUGCUUCCCCACCAUGAGUUUUUCUGCAAGCGAUCACUUCCUGUAUCAAUCUCAGACACACAUUAUCUUCAUAAUGUGGUGGGAGACACAGAAAUUAGAAAAGGAGAUGGGAUGCAGUUGGAUCAACUUAUUCAGAGUACAUCAUAUUUCAGUAAACCACGGAUACAGCCUUUUGACCUAGAUAUUCUCAGAGAGGCUUUCCAUCUUAGAGAAACAGCUCCUAUUGAUUUGCCACUCGCCGAUAAGGGGACUCCAACUAUUGCAGCGAAAUCAAAGAGUGAGUCUAAAGACAAGGAGAAGAAACACAAAAAGCACAAAGACAGAGAUAAGGAGAAGGAUAAAGAGCACAAGAAGCACAAACACCGUCAUAAAGAUCGAAGUAAAGAUAAAGACAAGGAGAAGAAAAAGGAGAAAAGCGGGCAUCAUGAAUCGACUGGUGAUCACUCGAAGAAACACCAUGAAAAGAAAAGGAAACACGAUGGAGAUGAAGAUCUUAAUGAUGUUCACAGACACAAAAAAAGUAAGCAUAAGAGCGCAAAAAUUGAUGAAGUGGGUGCAAUCAGGGUAGCUGGCUGA
Prunus armeniaca (apricot) is the source of this 654-nucleotide messenger RNA. Lineage: Eukaryota; Viridiplantae; Streptophyta; Magnoliopsida; Rosales; Rosaceae. The record is from the annotation of a GenBank genome assembly.